Molecule: messenger RNA, 4795 nt
Organism: Thamnophis elegans (Western terrestrial garter snake)
Lineage: Eukaryota; Metazoa; Chordata; Lepidosauria; Squamata; Natricidae
Gene: ORC3
Product: origin recognition complex subunit 3
Exons: 20
Coding region: 59-2194 (711 amino acids)
Biological process (GO): DNA replication; DNA replication initiation
Cellular component (GO): nuclear pre-replicative complex; nuclear origin of replication recognition complex; DNA replication preinitiation complex
Molecular function (GO): DNA replication origin binding
Source: RefSeq, a predicted model, not a curated record
UCCGUUCGCGAAUGUUGGCGGGUCUAUUUUUGCGCCGGAGGAGGCUUCAGCUUUCGCUAUGAGCACGUGCUCGGUUUCCAAGGGCUGCUUUGUAUUCAAGCCAAAUUCUAACAAGAGGAAAAGGUCUUCAGCAGCUGACUAUUUCAGUAAGGGAAACAAUGACUUGGAUAAUAGUGAGUUACGACUUGAUACUUGCCUGUUGUUAUGGAAACAAAUUAAAUCUGAAACAGCGCAACUACAAGAUGACUUGAAUAAGAACCUAUUUGAUAACCUCAUAAAAUUUCUGAGACAAUCUCAUUUAGAUUUCAAGGAAAAGAAAGCAGAGUGGAUGUGUCGGAUGAAGUCCAAUGAAAUUCCUACUGCAGCUGUUGUUCUAGGUGUGAAUGUUACAGACCAUGAACUAACAAUUAAAAGUCUAUCUGAGGUUCUUCGAGAUGAUGUUACUCCUUUUGUGGUGUCACUGAAGGCCAAAGAAUGUCCAGGCAUAAAGCAGCUGCUACAAAAGCUGAUUAUACAGCUCAUGGGUUGUGAUACAGAGGUGGAUUCAUCUGAGGAAGAAGAAUGUGCCAAGGAUUUGCCCAGACGGGUACGCUGCUCUGUAGCAUCGCUUAUCGAUUGGUAUAAGAACGUAAUCAAAAAAACGGAUACUGAAUCUCCAUGUAAGAAGAGAACAUUUUCAUCCAGACACUGGGAAACUCCUCCAGUUGUUAUUAUUUUCAAGGAUAUGGAAAGUUUCACAACCAAAGUUUUGCAGGAUUUCAUAAUUAUGAGCAGUCAUUGUAUACGUGAAUUUCCACUGGUCCUUAUUUUUGGAAUUGCUACAUCUCCGAUGAUCAUCCAUAAGCUGCUUCCUCACACAGUGUCCUCUUUGUUAUGUAUAGAACUUUUCCAGUCUCUUUCUUCCAAAGAACAUUUAACUAAAGUGAUUGAUAAGCUACUUCUGACGAGUCAAUUCCCAUUCAAAAUUAGUGAGAAGGUUCUGCAUGUGCUGACAAACAUAUUUUUGUACCAUGACUUCUCCGUCCAUAAUUUUGUCAAAGGAUUUCAGCUGUCUCUGCUGGAGCAUUUUUAUUCACACCCUCUCAGUGUGCUAUGUUGCGAAGUGCAAGAAUCUGAGAAAAGAGUACAACUUUUAUCACAUAAGCAGUUUGAAAAUAUUCGAAGGUUGCCAUCUUUUAGAAGGUUUGUUGAAAGCCAGGAAGUAGAGAAGCAGGCUGCAUUGCUGACAGAUGACGAAUGUUUAAAGGAAACAGUACAAGCAUUGCUAAAAAAUCUCUAUAGUUACCAUGAAAAUUAUUUCCCAAUUUUGCGGUGUCUUCAUGCUUUCACGUCUUCUCUUCCAAAGUAUCCAUUAGGCAAACAAAUCAGAGAGCUGUAUUGUGCAUGUUUGGAAAAAAGCAUAUGGGAAAGAGAGGAAUAUGAGUCUGCCAUGCAGCUGGUGAGGAUGUUGGCCAAGGAUGAAUUGGUGGCUAUUCUUGAAAAAUGUGUGGACAUUCUUAUAUCCUCUUCUGUAAAGUGUCUUAGAAAGACUUUAGAAAAAUUGGAGAAAUAUGUGCAUCUACUUAAUAAUCUUGAAGAAGCCAGUGGUGAUCAAGAAAAAUCCAUAUCCUCACUGGAGGAGCUUAAGAAGAAAACAGAUCUGUAUCAUCUUCAAAAGACUUUGUUGGAGAUGAAAGAGUCAAGGAGAGUAAAGAAACUAACAACAUUUGAAAUACUCCGUUUUGAAAUUGUUGACUUUAUAGAUGGCCUUGUGAGGAAUUACCUUGCACCUGCAGAGAUGCAAACACUACAUGAGGUGAUGUAUUUCAGUGCAGCUAAUACCCUCCAAGAGCAUUUAAAUGCCACCCCACGUGCUGCUCUUCACACUGCUCUCAACAAUCCAUACUUUUAUCUGAAGGAUGACUCCUUGCAAUGUGAUGCAGAAUCCCUUUCUGGUGCAGCUCCUGAUAUUUGUAUAGCAUACAAGCUGCAUUUGGAGUGUGGCAGAUUGAUUAACCUGGUUGACUGGCUGGAGGCCUUUUCAACAGUUGUAACUGCAGUUGGAAAUACAGAUUCCACAAUCAAAAACCAGACAGAUGACAUUAUCCAUGCUCGGUUCAUUAGAGCAGUAUCAGAACUGGAAUUUUUGGGAUUCAUAAAACCCACAAAACAGAAAACGGAUCACGUGGCAAGACUGACAUGGGGUAAUUGUUAAUAAGAAAGGAUUCUGUAAUAGCGAAAAUAAUAUCCACUGUAAUGGCAUAAAUAAAAUAUACAAAAUGACUUCCUGGAUUAUCCAUAUACAUUUCAACAUGUAGCUGACCUUGGUUCACCUGUUUUAUUCACUGUUUUCAAUUUAUUUGCUACCUUCCGUCUAUCAAGGCAGCAAUUUAGAUCACUCACACUUCAAAAAUGCAGGCUUCCUUUUAGUUGACAGCUGGGUUGCAAGCACUUCAAAAGUGCACACUUCCAGACUUGGAAGAAAGGCACUAGAAAAAAUUGCUCAUUUAAAUCAGUUUAACCUUCAAUGAGUAGAUUCCUUAAUGCCACAGUGCCUUCUUUUUUCAUCAAUCUUGUAGGGAAAAAAAAUCCGAGUGCUGCUUUAUAUAUCACAUUUUCCAUACUUCUUGCCACAUUUUUUUAGUUAAAUUAGAAUGUUUCAUUCAUAAUAGAACUGCAACCUUAGAAUCAAUUUUUUGCUACUGUAUCAUUUACACAUUCCACCUGUUCUCUGAACAUUUUUGGCUUUCAUGCAGGCUCCCAAUUUUAUCUCAACAAUAAUUCUAUAGAAAGGAUUGCAAGGGGAUGAAUUGGCCCAAUGUAAUAUGGUAAGCUUCAUGUAAAUUGUGAGAAUUUCAACUUAAGCCUUCCAGGUCCAAUUUAGAAUAGUAAGCACCACAUAACACUACUAUUGUUCUUCUUUGAACUAUUUUCAGUUUUGUUAAAGACAAACUGACAUUCUCAAACUAAUGAUUUUGGAAUGUGGGAGGGCCUCUCAAUAAACCUAUUAUCCCAAAUAUAAAUAUGCAAACACAUUUUUGCAAGAGACAGACACUGCAACUAUUUGCAAGACGUGUAAAGCAAAUUGCCAAUAAUGCACAAAGGCGGCUUUCUUCACCAUCCCAUAGGGAGGUUUCCACUUGCAAGACUACCAACUGUUCACGAACACUGCUGCAGGAGAAGAACAGACUUGGCAUUUCAGCAUGUAAACACUUUAAUUAAGGUACUAUAUUCCAGUGAACCUCCAUCUGUGCCCCUCAUCCCCAUAUUAAAUACAUGUUUUUACAUCACUUUCCAAAGAGCUCAGAGCAAUUUUCUUAUAGUUCAGAGACCUUAGGGAAUCAAAAGUACUUAAUCUUAGCAGCAGUGAACUACACCAUGUGCUGUAAGUCCGUUCUGUGGCAAGGUAUGUCCGAUUGCUUAAUACUCUCGCCCCUUUAGUUUUUCAAAGGCUCAAAGCCAACAAUCCAGUGCAAAUGUACAGUGGAAGUAUAUUAAAAUCCAUGAAUCAAAAUGGCAGUUUCUGUAAUAGAAAUCUUGUUAAAAUUACAUAUGUGCCCAGAAGAAUACGAACUACUUGCUUAGAAUAAAGAAUGUUUCAAAGCAGAGAGGUGAAUAGAUGGAUAUUUAAAUACAAGAUGCCUGCAGAUUUCAUGUAAAACAUGAAUGUUAACAUGAGAAUAUAAUUUGAAUGCUUUUGUAGUGAUUUCAGUAGCAGCAGCACUGUAAAAAGUCAAUAAGAGUCACGUAAGAGUGAAAAAUAGUUCAAAAGGUCUAAUCUAGUUUUCUUUAUCCAUAUAAAAAGCAACUUCUUUACAAUCUUGCAGCUGCAAGUAAGAAAAUCUGGUAACUCCCUAGAAAAAGGCUCACACAUUGAAUUCAGUUACAGUAACAGAAGUAAAAACAAAUUAUCUGUUAAAUAAGGUGUGAAUGGGAACAUGGUUCUUUUUAAAUGUGGAAAAAAAGCCACUGAGAUAAACACAGGCAAUUUUCUCCAACCUCAAAUUGCUUCCAAAGCAAUGAAAUUUUCAAUACCUUCAAUCUGGGAUGAAGAAAGUUUCUAAAAACAUAAAAAGUAGUUGCUCCUUAAGAUAUACUGCUUCAGAAAGCAUCUUAGCUAACCUCACAUUUCUGAGUGUCAAAAAAUAUUAUUCAGACAUAUUAUGUAAGGUAUGCCUUUGAGGAGUAGAACAUGAAGAGAUUACAACUGCUUCACCCAUAAUUUCUGCCAGCCUCACUUGCAGGAAAGUGGCUGCCUACAGAAAAAAAAAACACCACUCCUUCAGUAUCAGUGAAGGCUUUGCUAACAGUUUAGAAGCUUAAUUGACUACAGGAGGUUCUCCAGUGAAGAAUUCACUUUUCUAAAUAGGAGGAAUGAAGGUAGCAUGCCCAUACCCUCUUCGCUCAUAUAACUUAUUACGUUAAAGGAAUGCUUGAUGAGGACCAAAAUUACCUACAAAAUCUCAAAUUAGUCCUACACAUGCCAGUCAACCUUAACAAAGCUUUCUAGAACAUUCGUAUCUAUACCUUUCUUUUUGAACUAUUAGCUAAUAAAUAUUAAACAUAGAUUUAUUUAGUACACUCACAUCUAUUUUAUUUGAAUGAUGGCAAAAAUGCCACUUAUAUAGGUAAAAACACAGGUUAGAAGUAAAUGUUUUAUUCUUUCAACUAAAUUCCAGUACUACAAGGGCAGUAAAACAAUGAUACACUGAAAAAUUGCAGCAAUAAACAUUUGUUAAAGACUGAUAGAAUAAAUAAAACCUACAAAAAUGAGAACUUAUAUAAACCCAUUCUUAACCCCCCAAAAAAGUCAUGG